AUGCAAUUUCAAGCACAGAGUCUCAAACGUAAACUUGAUAGUGAAGAUGAAAAUCGCGAAGAUAUUUUCAUAUACAAACGACAUAAUCACAGUGUUGUCACGGUCGAUAAUAGCAUUCAAUCCAAUGAAUCUUCGUUCGUAUCAACUCCAACAACUGAGGAUGAAAUGGAUAUUGACACGCCUCUUUUCAUUAAUCCAAGCUCAACUGCAGCAUUCAAUUCAAAUCCAAAUCAAUUUCAUCAUCAUCAAACAGAAGUGAUACCUGCAAUAAUGAUGAGCGUAAUGAAGCAUCAGACCCCAUCACCAUCAAUUUGUUGCGUUAAAGAUAAUCAACACGAGAAGUUAAUUCGUUUCGGUUGCAUGUAUUAA
Molecule: messenger RNA, 369 nt
Organism: Ambispora leptoticha
Lineage: Eukaryota; Fungi; Glomeromycota; Glomeromycetes; Archaeosporales; Ambisporaceae
Source: the annotation of a GenBank genome assembly